GUUGAUCAUCGGGUGGUGUCGUAAUGGAGGGACAAAUUGAGAACUUGAUAAUGGAUACGAUUGAUAUAUUUACUUCAAUUCGAUGCACCUCCACCGAGCGCACAACCCAACUUGAGCGAUUAGAGCGUGGAUUGGGACAUUUUCUAUCAAAGGGUAAAACUAGUGCAUUAGACUUUGAAAACACUAUUAGGAAUCUCGGUAGCUCUCUAGAUAAACUUUUCGCGGUUUUGUUAGGACAUGUUAGAGUUUUCGCAUUGAACUCUUCAAAAGGUUUAUCAUCAGCAAGUUGUACAGAACUUUCACUUUGCUUGUCAUUGUUGCAGGUAUUGUCUCUCCUGAAUGCAGAUGCACAACGCAGUUUGUCAUCUAAACCUAGUAUAGACAUAUUACUGGAAGUCAUACAGAUGUCAGUUCUUACGACCAAACCGACAGACUUACAACCAGUUGUUGCUGCCGAUGCACUAGACGCUUUGUUAUGCGCUGUAGCAGGUUCUAGUGUGGCCAUACGCAGAUUGGAGAAUAUCAAAGGCUUAGAAUGUAUAGUUCGGGUACUCAGACGUAAGGGUGUUGAUCCAGCUGUCAGAGUGAAAUCCCUAGAGCUGCUUUACUUCUAUCUAUUACCAGAGAAGGAUACCCAAGUAGAAGACAAUAAAGAAGUUAGUGAUGAUGAGGAUGAUGGGAUGCUGUUAGAUGAUAAUAUUAUAAGCCGACCAAUUAACAAAGCGAUACAGAACAUUGGUCAAGUACCAUACUCACCAAAGUCACCACUUAAAAAGCACAAAUCGAGUUACAGCAUGGAUAGAACCCGUCGGUCAUCAUCUAAAUUGCGAUAUACAUCAUUUGCAAAUACACCGGCUGAAGUUAGUGAUAUUCAUAAGGUUAAACACACACGUUCACAAUCAGAUAUACGAAAUGAGAAUAUACCACCAGUACCACCAGUACCAGAGUUUAGACAGCAAUCAUCGCAAUUACCACUUCCGUUACCGAAAACGCCUGAAAAGAAGAGAAUAAUACCUUCGUCACAAUUAUCGCAGUCAUCUCAAACGCCGCAAGGAGGACGAACGCCUCGAACGCCACGUACGCCAAAGCUAAACGGAGAAGUAAGAAUACCGCCACCGAAUAGCCUUGAUAAUACCCGAACAGUUGAAGAGAAGAAAGCGAUACUGAGUAACUGGCUUGGGAACGUAGACGCACUAGUGAGAGGUAUGCAAGACGCGGGUGUCUGGACUAAUUAA
Molecule: messenger RNA, 1235 nt
Organism: Wallemia mellicola CBS 633.66
Lineage: Eukaryota; Fungi; Basidiomycota; Wallemiomycetes; Wallemiales; Wallemiaceae
Exons: 6
Coding region: 24-1235 (403 amino acids)
Source: RefSeq, a predicted model, not a curated record